Messenger RNA from Nylanderia fulva, 810 nucleotides. RefSeq names its product TM2 domain-containing protein 2 amaretto (gene amrt). NCBI's taxonomy places the organism in Eukaryota, Metazoa, Arthropoda, Insecta, Hymenoptera, Formicidae. The record is from RefSeq and is a predicted model, not a curated record.
ACUUUACGUCGUACAGUACCAGCCUGAAAUACUUUAUCAGUUAUGGAUGAGAUCCAAUGAUGUCAGUCGCGUUUAAAAUGUCAACAGCAAAAUGAAAUUAUAUCUCGCUUUUAUUGUGAUAAUUAUUUGUUCUUUAUGGAAUCGAAACAACGGUUUAGUGCAUGCUAGCACAAACAGAAGUACCGAUCAACAGUUGGAGUACAGGCCUGACGGUCCUCUAGUUAUGUGCAAAUUUUUACCCAAAGAAUUUAUAGAAUGCGAGGACCCGGUUGAUCACAAAGGGAAUAAGACUGCCAAGGAAGAAACUGGUUUUGGUUGUGUCAAGUUUGGAGGGUCUCGUUAUGAGGAUGUUGAGAAAACUAAAGUAUCUUGUACAGUGCUGCCAGAUAUUGAAUGUUACGGACCAAGAACAUUUUUUCGUGAAGGUGUACCAUGUAUAAAGUACAGCGAUCAUUAUUUUGCAACAACUCUUCUGUAUAGCAUCCUGCUGGGGUUUCUUGGCAUGGAUCGGUUUUGUCUUGGACAAACUGGGACAGCAGUAGGCAAAUUAUUGACAUUAGGUGGUAUGGGUGUAUGGUGGAUCGUUGAUGUCAUCCUACUGGUAACAAACUCUUUACAACCAGAGGAUGGUAGCAAUUGGAAUCCAUACGUAUAGCAUUUUAAGAUGUCAAGUCUUUCCUUUUUGUAAUAUAUAAUUUAUAACUCAUUAUGAAUUUGUAAAUAUUGUUAUAAUGCACUAGUGUCCAUAUCUAUAUUAUCGCCAAUAUUGACUUUUAUAUACAUCUAAAAAUAAAUGUUGAUUUCUAUUUA